This is a messenger RNA of Pisolithus orientalis, 1269 nucleotides long. RefSeq lists its product as uncharacterized. The record is from RefSeq and is a predicted model, not a curated record. Bases 171 to 1154 code for a protein of 327 amino acids. Lineage: Eukaryota; Fungi; Basidiomycota; Agaricomycetes; Boletales; Pisolithaceae. The transcript has 6 exons.
GCAACAAUUUACGAUAAUCUGACGUUUACAUCAGACCUCGAGGAAGAGCGGACAGCUGUUAGCGUAUACUUUCAUUCUAUUCUACGGGCGAUAAUCUUGGGUUACUCUUAGGGGACAGCUCGCGUGGGGACUCACUCGCACGGCCCCUGAGCCCGCCCCGGAGGUAUUCCAUGCCUAGCCCGCUCCCUCCCAAUCCCUUUCCGCCAAACGCCUUCCAUGUUGCCUACCAACGAUGCCUCGCCCUCGAGGCUGCGGCACCACAUCUUCAAGCUCUCCCCGACUCCCCUCCUCCAAUUGUGUGCGUUCGUCUUCUCGGGCACUUGUUGCGCUUGGCCCCCGCUGGUAAUCCCCAAGGACAGGUUGAACGCGAAAUCACGUUAGCGACGGACGAUGCAAAUCUUAUGAAGUUAGCCAAGCAUUUUGUGAGUAAUUUCAUCAAGGCUUUUAGGGGUAGCCGCGGAUCAACGCCCGCACAGUCUGGGCGCCCUUCACCCCCGUCAUUGGAAGGUGCUCGUGAAAAUACCAUGGUUAUAAUGCAAGAGGGCGGCAUAGAUUAUGGCACGGCUUGGACGACUGCAAUGUGUCGUGGCGACAACCGCUGCAUGCUCACUGGAGAGAGCGACUUUCGAGGCGGUGGCUGGCGGCACAUAGAAGCUGCGCACAUUAUCCCACAGGCAACUAAUAGAAAUAUCGGAGAAGAAGGCAACAAGUUCCAUUCUGCGGGUGUCCGGACGGUCUUGUCGAUGCUCGCCGAGAUCGACCUUCCUGAGCUCCUGUCGGACGGACUGAUCCAUCGACUCGAGAACAUCAUGACGCUGCAGCACGAUUGUCACGCCGCUUUCGAUGAUCUCAUACUGUGGCUUAAACCUGUGGAGGGUAUACAGGACACAUAUAGUGUACACGAAGCUUUUCAAGGACUGAAGACGGUCAAAGGCAUUCCCGAUAAGGUGACUUUCUCCACGACAACUGCAUACCCUCUUCCCCACCCCGCUCUUCUUGCGCUUCACGCGCUUUGCUGUGAGGUGGCUUGGAUGUCUGGAGCGGCAGAGUACCUCAUGGAUAUAGAGAGAAGGAUGGAUGAGACAAGAGUCCUAGCAAACGAUGGCUCGACUGCUGACGUCUUGAUGAAAGCGUUGGCACUUGUUGAAACUUAAUGACCUGUUUUGUCGUCUACUUGGUGACUUUGGAAGUAAGUAUGUAGCGUAACGCGCCAAGUUUGUUUGGCAGCGGCCUCGGAAACAAACAACCACCGGCUCACGUAAUCCAUCU